Molecule: messenger RNA, 328 nt
Organism: Staurois parvus
Lineage: Eukaryota; Metazoa; Chordata; Amphibia; Anura; Ranidae
Source: the annotation of a GenBank genome assembly
CAGGGGCAGACUGACCAUUUGGAAACUCGGGCACUGCCCGAGGGCCCGGGUCAGUAGGGGGCCCCAUGAGAUGCCCCUGGUACCUUUUUCAUAGGCUUUUUUGAUGUGGGUGAGGAGACAGGAGCCCCAUGAUCCCCUAUUGCCCGGGGGCCCCAUGAGUUGUCAGUCCGCCCCUGGUGCCUGUUUUAUCCCACCUUCUUGUAAGUUGCUCUACAUUGUGUGCAAUAAACCUGUCUUUAAGUCUAUACUUAGAGGCGCCUUUCUUUCGCUGUUCUAAAAAUAAUUCUUGCCUUUUAGUUGUUUCUUUAGAGCGGAUUUAUACAUAGGG